Messenger RNA from Centruroides sculpturatus (bark scorpion), 3290 nucleotides. Its product is annotated as zinc finger MYM-type protein 1-like. Bases 699 to 3290 code for a protein of 863 amino acids. The record is from RefSeq and is a predicted model, not a curated record. The transcript has a single exon. Lineage: Eukaryota; Metazoa; Arthropoda; Arachnida; Scorpiones; Buthidae. Gene Ontology annotation, molecular function: protein dimerization activity.
AUGUCAUUUUUGUCUUUAAGAUAUAGAGCCAGAUAGUGGCGCCUUAGGGGGUGGCGAGCAGGGCAAUAGCCCGGGGCCUCGCUCUCGGAGGAGCCUCGCGCAACAACCAAGUAGAAAAAAGUUGAUAUUUAAAAAUUUUUAUUUUAUCCUUGGCGAUUAGUUAUAACAAUAAAAUAAAUUUAAUUCAUAGUACAGUAUAUAUUAAUAUUAAUAAGUGCCUAAAUAAAAUUUCUUAUUUAGAUUUAUCCACUCUCACAUUCGUAUAAAUAGUAAGAUUAACGAUAUCAAAAUUAAUUAAUUUAACAGUUAAUAAUAUUUUAUGUAAUUUGACUUACAUUUGAAAAAUUCAUUACUAUUUGAAUAUUACGCCUCGAGCAUUAGAAAACACACUUAAACGCGCGGUUUUGUUACUUUCGUGAUUCAUCGUGUUUACGAUUUACACUCGGGGAAUCCCUGUGUUUCAUUUCGUUUGUCAACUCUUGUCACCUGACACUUAUUUUGCUAGCCGUUGUAUGCAUUACAUAAUCGUUUGUAUAUAUCUUUCAGUAGGUAAAUAAACAUUAAAUGGUAUUAAGUUUCAGUGAAUCUUACAUUAUUAACAGUACUUAUAGUAAGGAGUGAACUGUUAAAAAAAACUGUGUAAAAUUGCUUACAAAUUAUUUCUGAAUUCGUUUUAUGUGCAAAACAAGAUUUAUGAAAUGAGUUCACGUGAUCGUGAUGCCGGUAGAAAAUUUGAGUCGGGUAAUUCAAAAAGGAAACGAGCUAUCAAAAGAAAGCGGGUAGAAGAAAAACUACGUGGGUCUUUAUAUAAAUAUAUAAAAAGUGAUUGUCAAGAAACCUCUAAAAACCCAUCAUUGACUGAAAGUGACACAUUAUUGCACUGUAACCUUAACCCAGCUGAAAUUAUUCCUUCAACAUCAUCAUGGAUGCCACCUAGUAACAAUAGCGAGGAUAAUGAGUCAACAACAUCAUUGUCUCUUACACCACCGCCGCCUUCGUCAACACUAUCCAGCCAAGAAUACGUAUCUAAGUCUAUGUCUAUAUCCACGACUGGCGGAAUUGAAAAUCUGAAUCCUCAGAAUGACCCAGGUUUGUGGCCAUUGACAAUUACUGAUGUAGACCGAACUGAGAUUGUAUUAAAAGGUCCAAUCCGGGUUAAAGUUGAUUUUUUUCCCGUAAAUGAUAACGGACAACGAUUCAGCGAAUAUCAUUACAGUAAAAUAUUAGCUAAUGGUGAAAAACUUGACAGGCGCUGGAUGAUUUAUUCACAAACAAAGGAUGCCGUUUACUGCUUUCCGUGUCGACUGUUCGGACUAGAAAAUACAAGAAUUGGAUCCAGUGAAGGAGUGUGUGAUUGGAAACACUUGGGUGAUUAUUUAAAGUCUCAUGAAUCUAGCCGACUGCACAAAGAUUGUAUGUUGAAAUGGUUAAAUUUAGAAAACGGAUUAAAAAGCUGUACCACUAUUGACUCUUUAGCCCAGAAUCAAAUUGAACAAGAAAGGCAGCGUUGGAGAGAUAUUUUAGAAAGACUACUUGCAAUUGUAAAUUUUUUAGCAUCUCACAAUUUGGCCUUCAGAGGUCAUAGAGAGAAAAUAAUAUCUGACUCAGAUUCAAGUGAGACUAGCGGCAACUUUAUAGAUUUAGUAAAGUUAAUAGCCCGAUUCGAUCCAAUGUUGCGACUUCACCUAAAACAAGUAACAGACAAGACGACUAAUGACCACUAUCUCGGAAAAAAUAUUCAAAAUGAGCUUAUACAAUUAAUGGCAAGUCACGUGAAGGCUCAAAUUGUUGACAAAAUAAUAAAGAAUAAAUAUUACUCGAUUAUUCUUGAUUGUACUCGUGACGUUUCUCGUGUUGAGCAACUGUCAAUUAUUAUAAGAUUUUUUAAUACAAAUACAGCUGACAUUGAAGAACAUUUUAUUGGCUUCUUAGCCGUCGAAAAAACCACAGCUGAGAGUUUGACUAAUUACAUAAUCACAGAGCUAGAACAGUUGGGUAUAUCAUUGCAAAACUGCAGAGGCCAAGGAUAUGAUAAUGGAGCCAAUAUGCGUGGAGAAAAAAGUGGUGUCCAGAAACGUAUACUUGAAAUUAAUCCACUUGCUUAUUUUUUACCUUGUGGGAGUCACAGCUGGAAUCUCAUCCUAGGAGAUGCAGCAUCCUCUUGUGUUCAAGCAAAAUCUUUUUUUGGUUUGCUACAAAGGCUGUACACUCUGUUUGCCGGCUCGAGUCAGAGGUGGGCUAUUUUAAAAGCACAUGUAAAAUCCUUAUCGCUAAAACCACUUUCCGAAACUAGAUGGGAAUGCAGGGUAGAAUCGGUGAAGGCCGUUAAAUACCAACUAAGCGAUAUAUGUGAUGCUUUGAAGGAUUUAACAGAAAAUACAACAGAUUGUCAGUUGGUUAGUGAAUGCCAUUCUGUAGAAAAGGAAAUAACUACCUACGAAUUUGUAGUUGCUCUCGUCGUAUGGUAUGACAUUCUUACAAAGAUAAAUGUUAUAAGUAAAAUCUGGCAGAGCGAAAAAAUGCUCCUAGAUGCGGCUAUACAACACCUAGAGGCAUUUACACAUUGGCUUGAUAAUUAUCGGGAAAAUGGUUUCCAAUCAUCCUUGGUAACAGUGAGAGAAAUAGCCGAGGAAAAUGAUAUUGAUAGAGAGUUCAAAGUCGUGAGAAGGAGAUGUAAAAGAACAAAUUUUGAUUAUGACCAGAAAGAUGAAGCUCUUGAAUUAUCUGAGGAAGAGAGUUUCAAAAUAAACUAUUUUUAUGUCGUUGUCGACAAUGUGCGCGCAAGCUGCCAACCUAGAUUUGAGGCACUUAAACAUCAUGAGAGCAUAUAUGGUUUCAUGUAUAACAUAAAAAGAUUAAAGGAAAUUAGUGAUUGUGAACUUUUGAAGCAAUGCAGUGACUUGCAAAUAUCUCUAACAGUAGGAGAAACAUCUGAUAUUGAUGGACAUGAAUUGUAUGAAGAACUGAAUAUGUUUAUCCGUGUAUAUGAAGGAAACGAUGACAUUAUCUCGGUGCUGAAAUAUAUAAUAGAAAACAAUUUAACUGAAGUGUACCCCACUAUGGAAGUAGUCCUGAGAAUUAUUGCCACCACACCUGUGACAGUUGCGUCUGCAGAAAGGAGUUUUUCGAGGUUAAAAAUGAUUAAAACAUAUUUCAGGAAUUCGAUGACACAAGAUCGGCUUUCGGCCCUUGCUAUUCUUUCAAUUGAAAAUGACGUAGCUCAUUCGUUAGAUUAUUCUGCUUUAAUUAAAGAUUUUAGUCUUAGGAAAAGCCACAAACAUCAUUUUUAA